AUGGAAUUGGCGCCGACCAACUUGGACCGCGCGAUCCGGCGACUGGCCGCGGCCGGCCGGACGGCGAGCACGGGUCAUGGCAAGCUGUACGCAUACCAGAUGUUCAGGGGCUUGGGGUACGUGCACGAGACGGCCGGGCUGUGCCAUCGAGACGUGAAGCCCAGUAACCUUUUGCUGUACCCGGUCACGGGCGUGCUCAAACUGUGCGACUUCGGCAGCGCCAAGGACCUGUUGGACGGCCGGCCGAACACCCGGUACGCCUGUUCCCGCCGCUACCGAGCGCCAGAGCUGUUGUUCGACCAACCACCGGACGCGCCCGACUACACAGCCGCGGUGGACGUGUGGAGCGCCGGUUGCGUGUACGCCGAACUAAUGGCGGGCGCUCCCCUGUUCCCGGGUACCAGCGUAACGCACCAGCGAGCGUUGGUCGCGCGCCCUCCGUCGUUUCCGAGAUGGGCCCCGWCCGACGCGAUCCGGCUGGUAGCGGCCACGCUCAGGUUCGACCCAGCCGCCAGGCCGACGGCGUCGGAAGCGUGCGAUCACGGGUGUUUUGACGCGAUCAGACGACCGGGUGGCCAUCGUCUGCCACCGCUGUUCGAGUUCGACGACCACGACUAUGCCGAUGACAAUGACAACUAUUAUGACGACUACGACGGAUACACAUCAUCACGAGUCUGAGGAUAUUUUGAG
Diuraphis noxia (Russian wheat aphid) is the source of this 690-nucleotide messenger RNA. RefSeq lists its product as uncharacterized. The record is from RefSeq and is a predicted model, not a curated record. NCBI's taxonomy places the organism in Eukaryota, Metazoa, Arthropoda, Insecta, Hemiptera, Aphididae.